Corticium candelabrum is the source of this 1331-nucleotide messenger RNA. Its product is annotated as protein O-linked-mannose beta-1,4-N-acetylglucosaminyltransferase 2-like. The transcript is spliced from 6 exons. Bases 1 to 1182 code for a protein of 393 amino acids. Lineage: Eukaryota; Metazoa; Porifera; Homoscleromorpha; Homosclerophorida; Plakinidae. Gene Ontology annotation, molecular function: glycosyltransferase activity. The record is from RefSeq and is a predicted model, not a curated record.
AUGCUAGCAGCACAAAACGUCGUUCUCUCACUCGUCUCCUUAUGUCUCAUCGUCACUACUUAUUCUGAUGUCUCAGACGACAUCACGAACGGAUCUCUUUGGUGUACACGCGGUCAUUAUCCUGGCCUUUUCUGUCAUGCUACUAACGCCAUUCUCAAUCACACCAGCAGAACGUUUGUCGUCUCAACAUCCGACUCUCUGCCUCAAGAAAGCGAGCAAACAUUUCGCGUGUGGCCAGUGGUUGCUACUCCGCUGACACGCCCACCUGUCUGUGACCGGAAGUUCAAAGAAUCCAUUCUUUUCACGUUUUUCUAUUGGUUUGGACAUUCGAACUACUUCCAUCUUCAUUAUGAUACGUUACUACCCGUCUAUUCGUAUCUACGAGAGAAGAGAGUAGGAAGUAAUGGAGCAAUUGAUGUCACUCUCAUGCCAACUGUAGAGACAUCCAGACUAAACGUGAUGGACUGGGAUACUGAUGCAUUCCAUGACAAGAAUUCGGGAAAAUAUUUUGUUCUUGUGCACAAGGCACUGGCUGGUGAUGAAUUUGAUCUUGUACCUGCUGACUCUCGUUUAUUUGAGAAAAAUCCAACAGGAUUUACGUGCUUUGAAACAGUGCAUUUUGGGGCUCCUCGUGUUUCAUUUCCUGACAUGACUUUGGUGAACGACUUUACAAAUCUAAUACGAAAACGAUUUGGGCUCACACAGUCCUCUCUCCCUAAAUCUCGACGAGUUGGUCUUAUCACAAGAACCACACGACGUCGAGUACUGAAUGAGAAGGAACUCAUUGACGCAAUAAAACCGAUGGUAGAAGCUGAACAGAUAGAAUUUACUGGAAUGACAUACGAGCAACAGGUGAAUGCAGUCCAACGUUUCACUGUCCUAGUUGGUAUGAAUGGUGCCGGUCUCAUGAAUGCAAUUUAUCUACCCGAAGGUGCCGUCGCUGUCCAAUUGGCACCAUUCAAUGCCACUCAACUCAACAUUGAUGAAUUUGGUCGUGUCCUCAAGUCCCGGGGUCCAUACCUUGAAUGGAGAAACAGUCAUCCUGAACUGAACCACUGCAACAGGGAACGUGAUCCUUACAACAGCCAGGCAGAUACUGUAGUUAAAGUCGACGAGUUCAAAGACAUCAUACAAGAAGCUCUUAACAUUGGAAUCAAUAGGAAGUUGCACGAAGAGUUGUAGCAGAGUUUAAUGAAUUCGUGUUGAGUACUCACACUCACACAUAUACACGUGUACAGUUGCUGUUUGGCCAUUUUUCAAAUUCGACAUUCCCAUAGUGCUACUCAGUACCAGAUCUCUAUAUUAGCUUCUGCUAUACAUACCAAAACAAA